ACACACCUCGUCGUCUUCUUCCCAAAGAUCGCCGAUUUUCUCCAUCGAUCACCACAAAGCAAUUCGCCGCUCCAAAACGUAAAAGAUUUAAAUGAAGGCUUUGAGAGCCAUUUUUCAGUUCUGAGGAGAUUUGUAUGCAUUGCAGGCUUGCAGCAAACACUUCUAGUUAAGAAUUCACAGAUGAGAAAGCUAUUUUUCUUUAAAUCUUCUGCAUCUAGCAGUGGAAACAACAAUCCAGUUUCUCCUCCUCCCAACAGUGAGGCAGUAUACUGGGAGGCCCCAUGGGUCGGUUGUGUGGAUACCCAAGUGACUGACAAGGUUCAGGACAGCUCCCGAAGCCCCAAGGGCUUGGUUUCCAGGUCAGGAAGACAAUUCCCUGAAAGCCAGAAUUCCACUAGAUCAGGCCUGAGAAGGAGCCAUUCAUUUUCAUCUCCCAUUAUUUGCAGUGAUCUCGCAGAAAGGAAUUUGAAUUGUUCAAGCGAUUUGAGCAGAUCUCCAAACAGUGGCAGUGUUCUGUGUCAUAUGGAUGAUUUUACAGUCUGCUGUCGUUCUCUUACUCCCGAAAGGUAUCCAAAGCCUAAAAGAGGUGAUCCGGCCGCCGCACGAAAGAUGUGUAUUGUAGAUAAGCUUGAUUCUCCGAGCUCAUCCAGAAGUUAUUUUGAAUCAUCGGGCAACUCACCUUACGGCUCUCCAGUCCCAUUAAAAUGUAGAUCUGCCCGUCUAACUCAACUUCCAAACACGACCCUGGACUUGUACAUCGAUGGGGAGCAGCAUGAAAGGCGCUUACGGCCAAAACCCGAGUCAAGAAGAUGCACUCUAACUGUUGGAAAUGGCUAUUUGGCAGAGAACCGAAAUCUGCGUAAUUCAAGGAGGCCACCACGAGUGCAGUCAACCGCACCUACUUCUCCAACAAAUGGAAAAGAGCAGCUGAGAUCCUACUCGUUUAGGGAAGCUAGAGAUACUCAACUUCGCGUUUCGUCCAGGGAUUGGCGGAUGGAUGAUAUCGGGCCCAUAUCCCCGCAAAAGCUUACAAAGAAUGGAGUUGAGAGACCAUCCCAUGUAUUCCCUCGAAAACAAAAAAUGGAACUGCGAGAUUUCGACUCCAAAAGUAUUAUGACAGUUGAAGAUAUCUAUGAGGAUUACUCAGAGUCACACCCUGCUCCACAAUCAAAGGGCAUCAUGCAAACGGGUUCUUCAUCCGAGCAUGUGUCUUUAUGCCAUCCAUCAGAUCCCCCUUGUGAACCUGCAAAUGGGCAUUUCACAAAGGAAAUCUCGGGCUUCCAAAAGCAAAGGUACUUUGUUGGGGAAUAUCCGGCAGGUGCGAAACAUGAAUGUUCAAUUUACUCCGUGGAAAAGGAAGAGGCCAUAGAUGUGGAAUUGCAUAGAAAAGCUAAAGAGGCUGAAGAGAGGGUUAUUCUUCUAUCGGAAGAUAUCGAUCAGGUGAACCUUCAGAAUGGCAGUUUCAGCAUUUCAGCAUUGCUUCAGAUGAUUAGAGACAUCACUAAUGACAGGAGAAACUUGGCCCUCGAAGUUUCCAGUCAGAUACAGAGUCGAAUUGCUGAGAGGGCUUCACUGAGCGAAGUCGUUAAAUGUGCGCAAGUAGAUUUGGAGACACAGACAAGGAGGCUGGAGAAGGAGAAGAAUGAACUGCAGUUGCAUUUGGAAAAAGAGCUGGAUAGACGGUCGAGUGAUUGGUCAUUGAAGAUCGAAAAAUGCCAAUCCGAAGAGCAGAGGCUAAGAGAACGGGUCAGGGAACUGGCUGAGCAAAACGUAUCACUUCAAAGAGAAGUAUCUUCCUUUAACAACAAAGAAGUGGAGAUCAGAAAUAGAGUAAUGCAUUUGGAUAUGCAGUUGAACGAAGUGACAGCAAGGAUGGAUGAAGCAAGAGCGGAGAAUUGCAAUCUUCAGGAAACCUUGUCGCAAUUGCAAGAGCACUGUAAAGGGGUGGAGAUGGAUCGGGAUUGCAUCAAAAGAAGCUACAAUGAAAAGGUUAAGGAAAGCAAGGAGUUGCAGAAAGCCGUUGCCAGGUUACAAAGGAUCUGUGGUGAACAAGAUAAGACGAUUAGUGGGUUGCGACAAGGGCUUAUCGAUGAUAUCAGUGAGCAGUCUACACAGAAAGGCGAUCUUGUGAUUAAAUUGCAAAUGGAACAGGUAAGAUUGACAGGUGUUGAGCAGAUGCUGAGAAGGGAGGUGGAGUCAUGCAGACAUGAAGUUGAGUCCCUUAGGCACGAGAACAUCAAUCUCUUGGGCCGCUUGCAGGGCGCUGGGAAUGGCCCACUUUCAGCUAUCAAGCUUGAUCAGGAGCUGUGUGCUCGAGUCAAUGUCUUACAGAACCAUUGCUUGUCAUUGCUUGAUGACCAUGGGCAGCUUGAAAGGAAGUUGCUGGAAUUUGUGAAGAACAUUAUGUGCCAUAUUCCUAAAAAUCCCAGUUCAGAAUGGGCACAAGAAAUUCAUAAUGGGUUUGAUGGGUAUUUGAUUAUUGAAUAUGAAAUGAGAUUAGAACGGUUCUUGAAGGGAGUUGAAAAUCUUAGGAGAAGCUUACAAACAACAUCUUCAAUACUGCAAGAAAAGACCAAUCUUGAUGCUUCCGACUGCCAAUUGAAUAUUAAUGAUGGUGGUAUAUUGGGGCACUCAAAGGAUCAAGCAUUAGAGGUCAAUGCAGAAGUAGAGCUCAAAGCUGAAAUUCUUCUCACGAAAGCACUACGAGAGAAGUUGUGUUUUAAAGAGAUGGAACUUGAGCAAUUACAGGCUGAGCUGGCAACAUCAAUAAGGGGUCUUGACAUCCUAAGAUGCGAACUUCAAAGUGCACAUGAUACGGUUUCCUGUCUGACCCACAAGAUGAAGGAUCUCGAACUUCAGGCAUUGAGGAAAGAUGAGAAUGUAAACCAGCUGCAAAGCGAUUUGCAAGAGUGCAUGAAGGAGCUGACAAUCACAAGAAGUAUAUUGCCAAAGGUAUCUGCAGAGAGGGAUCUGAUGUGGGAGGAAGUGAAGCAGUAUAGUGAGAAGAACAUGUUACUGAAUUGCGAACUGAUUUCUUUGAAGAAGAAAAUUGAAGCCCUCGAUGAAGAUAUACUUCUCAAGGAGGGUCAGAUCACUAUUUUGAAGGACAGCCUUGGCAGCAAACCUUUCGAUCUCCUCUACAGUCCUACUACGACAAUGAAAGAACUUUCUCUGGAGUGAAUUUCAAAAGAAAUUUAAGCUGAUUUUUUUAUUUUAUUUUUUUCGUUCGAGAAUUUUGAGAUCUCUAGUCUCUUUCGAGAACAUCAGGAUUGUAAGGGUCGCCUGUCAGGUAAAAUGACGAGCUGUCUAAUACCUGAGCUUGUGAUUAACAUUGUUCAUAUCUCAUUUCCACAUGAUUUUUUUUUCUUCCUUUUCUUUUAUUCUUUUGGGUGGAGGUCAAAUUGUAAAUUGUGUCAUUAAUCUUUGGUAAUAAACCAAGGUUAUGAUUCUGGUUUGGCAUACUGUUUGGGAGGUUUCAUUUCUUGGAGUGGGGCUUUAUUGUAGCCCAAGGCUUACCUGAACAAUGCGUUCUUUUUUCUCAUUGGAAUUGUGAUAUUUUUUUUUUUCUUAAAGAUUGAUUUUAGUCUCA
This is a messenger RNA of Magnolia sinica, 3589 nucleotides long. RefSeq lists its product as uncharacterized. The record is from RefSeq and is a predicted model, not a curated record. The transcript has 5 exons. Bases 181 to 3180 code for a protein of 999 amino acids. NCBI's taxonomy places the organism in Eukaryota, Viridiplantae, Streptophyta, Magnoliopsida, Magnoliales, Magnoliaceae.